This is a messenger RNA of Colletotrichum spaethianum, 735 nucleotides long. RefSeq lists its product as uncharacterized. Gene Ontology annotation, cellular component: membrane. NCBI's taxonomy places the organism in Eukaryota, Fungi, Ascomycota, Sordariomycetes, Glomerellales, Glomerellaceae. The record is from RefSeq and is a predicted model, not a curated record. The coding region runs from base 1 to 735 and encodes 244 amino acids. The transcript has a single exon.
AUGUUUCUCAUCCUUUGUCUUUACUGGGGCAUAGUUUUUCGCAUCGAAGAGAACUUGCCAUCGCUUGUAUGCUUUGUCGUCGACUUUGAUGGCCAGGUCGCGCCCUACGAUACAGUUGCGCCGCUCGUCGGCCCUACGGUCACCAACUUGGCCAACGAGACGCUAUGGAGUCCGAUUCCAUCCAUUGGAUAUCAAAUACGAACAGCGAGCGAGUUCAGAUUCGAUCCCCUUAAAGUCCGUGAAGCUGUGUAUCACUUCAAGGCUUGGUCGGCAAUCAUCAUCAACCCCAAUGCGACCGCCCUCCUCCAAGAAGCAGUCGCAAUUGGAAACUCCUCGUAUGAUCCAACCGGCGCUGUCCAAGUCAUCACAAUGUCUGGAAGAGACUCGUUCAUGACAUACAGCUACAUUCUUCCCAGUCUCACCACUUUCACAUCGGAACUGAUGAACCAAUUCGGAAAGACUUGGGGAGAGAUGAUCAUGGCGAACGAUACCAUCACAAAGGAGACUCUGCGCCAGGCCGCGAGUGCUGUCAACCCCGGGGUGUCACCUCUCAUGUUGGACCUUCGGCCGUUCGGACCUCCGGCGGCGAUUCCGGCAGUAACCUUUGGACUAAGCUUUCUUAUUGCACACCUUGGGUUCACUUACUACCUUGCGGAUGACAUGGUUAGUCCAAGCUUAACCCUCUUCGCGUCGUCUCAGAUUCAUGCUUACAACCCACUUCUCAGAAAUGUAUAG